GAAGUACUUCUUCAAAAAGAGGGAAAAUAGUCUCAUAUUCUUCUGGAAACAAAGCAGCGGGACGCGGGGACCUCGGCCGCGCUGCGCACCUGAUUACUUUUUAUCCUUCUAUUUUCACACUCAUAAAACUGGCGAACGAGAAGAAUAAAUGCUUUCUCAUUGAUCAUCAGGUUUUCUUGUGUAACUGUGAGCCCGGAGGGAAUUUACAAGUCAGUGACCGCAGAGAAGUUGACGUCCUGCUGCCUCCAUCCAGAUGUUUCAUGUUUCUUCUUGGCGCUCGCUGAUGAACGCGUGUUCAGGAGGAACAUCUCCAAACAUGCUGCUUUGGGCAAGAAAGCAACAGGCGAUGGUUCACUAAAUGCUUUCUAGACUAGUUUUUUGUGGAAGAUUAUUGGAUUUAAUUUUUUCCCCCCUGCCCUCUUGAGAAUGGAGAGGUGCGUAAUGAUGCUGGAGACACUUUUAGUUUGGAUCGUUGCGCUCUCCGUGCGCGUCCACUCCAACACCAACCACGACAACGUGAUUGACCUUCUGGCUGCUCUAAACAUGUCCCACAUAAAGGGUGUGUCCAGGCUGCAGGGGAACCGUCCUCCCUCCUUGGCAUACAGGCUACGCUCCAAAACUCCCCACCUGAUCCUGCCGCCUGAAUAUUCUCUCUCCCUACACUCAACCCUUCAGAGUAGCAUGGGUGUGCACUUGUUUGGACUACAGGCAUUGAACUCUACUGCCACCCUUCUUUCGCUCUCCUCUUCAUCUGCAACCAUUCUCCAAAUCAUCUCCUCUACCUACAAUAACACUCUACGUGUGGACUACCAGGCUGUGACAGGUGUACUGGGUCUUACCGGCUUACACUUUCCUGGGAAAAACCCGUUCUCUGGAGCAAACUGGGUGCAGAUGGCUUUUGGUCUGGAGCCCAAUAGGAUGGUGGUUUUUGUAAACUGUGAAGAAGCUGUGGUUCUACCAAGAAAAAAAGGAGAGCAAAUCAGCCUGGAACUGCCUCAAGAUGUCAUCGUCUCUCUCGGCAGCACACCGGGACAGAGUGACAGCAAAUUUACAGGAUAUUUGGCGAGAGCUGAGAUUUCCUUGACAGCAUAUCAAAGCCGUCCAUGGCACUGUGACAGUAUUACAGACGCCAUUAGCCCGACAUCCAGCAGGAAACCUCAAAUCAGUCACAGACCAAGGGAAGGACCCAACCGUUAUCUACAGGACAUCCAGAGUGAUCAGCUACAGAGAGGUGUGGUGGCUUUGGGGCCUCCAGGAUCACCAAGAAUCAGUGCUCCAGUACAGGAGGAGCACAGCCUGAAUAAGCUGCAGAAGCGGCUGGAGGACCUGGAACGUAUGCUGGACAUGGUCAAAGCUCAGAAUGCGGACCUACAAACACGUGUGCAGUACCUGGAGGGGUGUGAGUGUGUAAAGCGGCGGUGCAUAUGGAAGGGGCGUGACGUGGAGGAUGGCCAGCGCUGGCAAAUUGAUCUCAACACCGUGUGUAUUUGCACAUCUGGAAAUGUCACAUGCACACCAAACAUAGAAGGCUGUGAUGGGGACGGGACGCGUCAUAACGUGUCCACUGUUGGUGGCUGUUACACUUGCAUUUGUAAGGGAGGUUCCAGGGAAUGUUCCCCCCUGCCAUGCCCUCCACUGGACUGCACACAACAUGAGACUAUACCUGGAGAAUGCUGCCAUCGAUGCAGAGGCUGCAUGCAUUCUGGUGUCCGGUAUGAUCACAGAACCACGUGGAGGACGGCAGAGAAUCCCUGUGAUGUCUGCUACUGUUUGGAGGGCCACGUUCGUUGUGAGAGGGAGCAGUGCCACACCCCUUGUAAAAACCCUGCUUCUCCUCCACCUAAUACCUGCUGUCCAGUUUGUCAGGGUUGUGGUGUGGACAGUCUGGACUUCCUUAAUGGAGCUUCAAUACCCAACAGAGACCCUUGUCAAGAGUGUAAAUGUGUGAAUGGAAAUGUGACGUGUUCUCCUGUUUCCUGUCCUUCCUUAUUGUGUCGAAAACCUUUGCAUCAUGCUGGAGAAUGUUGCCCACGUUGUGAUCAGUGUGAAUAUGAGUCCAGUAUUUAUCUGGAUGGACAGACUGUCCCUUCUAAGACCGACCCCUGCCGCCGCUGCUCUUGUUCUGCGGGUGAAGUGUAUUGUGAGAAUAUCGAUGCAUCGUGUCCCAUGCCACACUGUAGUCAUCCAGCAAAGGCUACAGGAGAGUGCUGUCCCAUGUGUAAAGAUUGUGAAUAUGACAGGAGGGUGUAUCCUGAUGGAAAUGUGUUUGUCCCUGCUGGGAGUGGGCCCUGCAUACAGUGCAAGUGUAAGCGGGGAAAUGUAAUCUGCCAUGAAGAAAAGUGCCCACCCAUUAAAUGUUCCAAUCCUAUUAAAGACCCCCAGCUCUGCUGUCCCAUCUGCAAAGCAUGCGUGUCAGAUGGGAUAGAACAUGAGGAAGACUCUAGGUGGCACCCUGAGGGUCCUUGCUCUGUCUGCACCUGUGUGAAUGGAGAAGUCACGUGCACACGCACUCACUGCCCCCCCACCAGCUGUCUGCAUCCCACAAAGAUCAGCAGUUCCUGUUGUUCAGUGUGCGAUAGCUGCAACUAUAACAAUCGUAUCUAUAGUAACGGACAGAGGUUUACAACGCCUGACCACCCAUGUCAUAUCUGCACCUGCCUGCGCGGCACCGUCGAGUGUGAGGACAGACCCUGUCCAUCAGUCAACUGCAGCAACUCAUACGUCCCCCAUGGAGAGUGCUGUCCUAAAUGUCCAGAUUGCUCUUUUGAAAAUCAUGUGUUUGUGGACGGAGAGGUUUUUCCUAAUCCCGUGAGCGUGUGUGAGGAGUGUAAAUGUACGAGCGGUCGGAUUGACUGCCAGCGAUCGCAGUGUCCUCGUCCUCACUGUAAUUCUCCUCUGGCUGGAACAUGCUGCUACAACAACUGUAAUGGCUGCAGCUACACAGGGAAAGAGUAUCCCAACGGACAGGAGUUUGCUCAUCCAACUGAUCCGUGCAGGACGUGCAGCUGCAUUAAUGGAAAUGUUCAGUGUGUGAUGAGGAGGUGUUCUCCCCUGCUGUGCCCCAGUCCAAACCUACUCCCUGGAGACUGCUGUCCCCGGUGUCCUGAGCCCCCAUCGGACUGUGUGUAUGAUCACCGACAUUUCAGACAUACAGAGCAUUUCUACGACCCGGCAGAUGACUGCCGUUCAUGUGUGUGCGCCAAUGGUACUGUUCACUGUCAGCGCAAACCCUGCCCCUUUCCUGCAUGUUCUCACCCAAUCAUGCAGCACUGCUGCCGGACAUGUGAAGGCUGUUUGAUUGAGGGCCGAGAGCGAGCUAACGGGGAGACGUGGGACAACACGUCAGACCCGUGUACGGUCUGUACGUGCCACGAGGGCUCGGUACAGUGUGAGAAGAAGCGCUGUCCGACCUCCAACUGUAACCAUCCCAUCCAGAGAGAGUGCUGCUCGUCCUGUGCUGGCUGCCUGUUUCUCAGUGAAGAACAUCUUGACGGAUCAGAGUUCCGUGACGACAAUGACCCCUGUACCGUAUGUUACUGUUACGGUGGAGAUGUCACCUGCACCAAAGAACCCUGUUAUGAGGAUUGCAGUCACCCUUACAAAGAGCCCGGACAGUGCUGCGGAGAAUGUGCACGUUGUUUUUAUGACGGUGUCGUCCUCGCCAAUGGGCAGUCUCUCCCUGACCCUGGUAACCUCUGCUCUCAGUGUAUCUGCCAGAGUGGCUCUGUGCGAUGUGUGCAGAAACAGUGUGAGGUAGCAGUCUGUCCUCACCCAGUCACCGACACAUGCGACUGUCCUGUAUGUCACGGGUGUCUCUUUGAAGGUAUGACUUUUGCUGACGGACAGGUCCUUCCAGGAAGAGAGGACAGGUGCCAGGACUGCACAUGCUCAAAAGGUGAGGUGGUGUGUGUCCGCCGACAUUGCCCCGCUGUGACAUGCACACACCCAGCUCUGGAAGGCUGUGCAUGUGAAGUUUGUGACGGAUGCCGCUUUCAUGGACGAGACUGUUUCAGUGGAGAACGAUUCCCACACCCAACAGACCAUUGUCAACUCUGCUCGUGUCUGAAUGGCGGCGUCGUGUGUUUGCAUAUGUCCUGUCCAAACGUUGCAUGUGUGCGUCCGGUGACUCCACCAGGGGAGUGCUGUCCCGUCUGCACAGGGAUUUGUCUGCAUCAUGGAAAAGAGUAUCAAUCUGGCUCCACCUUCACCUCGCCCGCUGACCUCUGCUCAUCUUGCUCCUGUCUGAAUGAAGUGGUAAACUGUCACAAAAGACCUUGUCCUGUCCAGUGCUCCCAUGCGGUUCCUUCAGAUACCUGCUGCCCCGUGUGUGACUCCUGCCUGUAUGAUGGUGCUGUCCACUCUCACAGUCACACGUUCACACCUUCAUCCAACUCCUGUCAGCGCUGCACCUGUGUCAGAGGCACCGUCACGUGUGUACCUCGUAUCUGUCCUCCUGCAUCCUGUGCGCGGCCAGUUACCAAACCUGGACAGUGCUGCCCUCAGUGCACAGACUGCGUGUUGGAUGGACAAGAGUACAAUGACGGGCAGACAUGGACGUUAACGUCAAACCCCUGCUCCACGUGCACCUGUCAGGCUGGUGAGGUUCGCUGUACGGCUCCCGAGUGUCCUGAGUUAAACUGCAUGUAUCAAGUGACUGAUCCAGGAGCGUGCUGUCCUCACUGCAGAGGUUGUAUGUACGGCGGAGAGGAGCACAGAGAAGGCAGCAGCUGGUUUGCAGACUCAACUCCCUGCAUGACCUGUAUGUGUGUGGACGGAGUUACCACCUGCUCCGAAGUGCGCUGUCUUUCACCCUGCAUCAACUCCAUCAGCGUGCCUGGGGAGUGCUGCCCCAUCUGUGCCGACUGUGUAUUUGAGGGCAGAGUAUACGGACCAGGAGACAGCUUCCAUCCAGCUAAUGACCCCUGUCAAAUCUGUACUUGUGAGAUGAUGCCGGAUGGAGAGCAGCACCUGAGAUGCUACCGGAAGCAGUGUCCCAGUCUGGUAGAUUGUCCAAAGAACAACAUCAUCUUUUCUGGACCAGAUUCCUGUUGUCCCUUCUGUGCACAGCCUCUCAGUAACUGCACAGCCACACUGAUCGGUAACGAGGUCCUGGCUACCGAUGACCCCUGUUUUACCUGCCAGUGCAUGGAUUUUACGUGGACCUGCUUACACCAGAACUGCCUGCCGCUUACGUGUCCUCUUAAUGAACAGUUCACCCCACCUGACUCAUGCUGCCCUGUAUGUCAAGAUUGUGUGAUUGAAGGUCAGAAUGGACGCGUGUCCAACGGCAGCACCUGGAUGGACAGUGAUGAUGACUGUGUCACGUGCACCUGUAAUAUGGGCUACAUCGAGUGCAGCAUUGAAGAGUGUUUACCUGCAGUUUGUCCGGAUGGCCAAAAACAAGUGAAAAUUCCGGGAAAAUGCUGUCAUGAAUGCCGAGAAACUGGAGUGUCGUGUCUUCACCAGGGAACAGUGUAUCAGUCUAAUGAACAGUGGGAUGUGGACGAGUGCACCAGCUGUACAUGUGUGUUUGGAGACGUGCACUGUCACAGUGAACGCUGCCCUCCCCUCACCUGUGCAACCGAUGAAAUGCUGGCAGUUGUUCCAGGAUUGUGUUGCCCGCAUUGCCUUCCUCAUCCGGCCACUUGUGUUGCCUUUGGAGACCCUCAUUAUCGCACCUUCGAUGGGCGCAUGCUGCACUUCCAGGGCUCAUGCACUUACAUCCUGGCAGAAGAUUGUGAGGGUGGAGACUUCAGCAUCCACGCUACUAACGAUGAUCGUGGGCGCAAAGGAGUGUCCUGGACUAAAGAGGUGACUGUAUUUAUUGGAGAUGUCACGGUGCAGCUGCUCCAGGAUUGGGUUGUGAAGGUGAAUGACGAGGUUGUGACUUUGCCAUUCCUUAGAGAACCUUACAUCUACAUAGAGCGCCAAACCAACACCAUCUUACUCAACACCAACCUCGGUCUGAAGGUGUUGUGGAGCGGUCGCUCACACUUAGAAGUGAGUGUGCCGGGCUCAUAUAAGGGCCACACCUGUGGCCUCUGUGGAAACUUCAACAACUACCAUCAGGAUGACCUUCAAAUGCCCAGCGGACAACUCAGCCCAUCAGAAGCUGAAUUUGGCAACAGCUGGAUGGUAAAACAAACAGAAGUCACAAAUGGUAGUCAUUCUCACUCAUCGUGUCACCCCGGUGAGGAGGUCGAUCCCUGUAAGGAUGCAGGCUACCAGGCCAGGAAGAGUGCCAAUGCCCGUUGUAAGGUCCUUAAAUCUGCCACGUUUAAGCCGUGCCAUCGCGUGGUACCCCCUGAGCCGUGGUUUGCAGCCUGCGUGUACGACCUUUGUGCUUGCGGGGCCAAUACGGAAGAGUGUCUGUGUGAUACACUGGAGGCCUACGUUAGUCAGUGCAGAGAAGCCGGAGUCAUCCUGCAGUGGAGGAGUCCAUCACUGUGUGCUGUGGGCUGUCCGGUGGAGAGAGGCUUUGUGUUUGACGAGUGCGGUCCACCAUGUCCCGUCACCUGCUUUAAUGUCGAUGUGCCACUGGGGGUGAUAGAGAGCCACUGUUUUAAACCGUGUGUUCCCGGUUGCCAGUGUCCUGCUGGUUUAGUUCUACACAACAACUACUGCAUUCAUCCAGAAAAGUGUCCCAAGAUCAUACACGACAAUGCCUCAUAAUCCAGGAACAUUUUGAGCACUUCAGCGGAUACGUAUACUGCCAAAUAAGCUGCAAUCUACCCAAGGACUACAGGAACAUUCUGGCUUGUCCUGUAGAUGCUACAUACUGUACUUAAUAAAGUGGAAUCCUUGUCUUUUUUUGUGGACACACAGUGAUGGAUUAUAGUGGUCAUGGGCCCCUUGGCUU
Molecule: messenger RNA, 6859 nt
Organism: Thalassophryne amazonica
Lineage: Eukaryota; Metazoa; Chordata; Actinopteri; Batrachoidiformes; Batrachoididae
Gene: kcp
Product: kielin cysteine rich BMP regulator
Exons: 46
Coding region: 427-6672 (2081 amino acids)
Molecular function (GO): protein binding
Source: RefSeq, a predicted model, not a curated record